Messenger RNA from Punica granatum (pomegranate), 1021 nucleotides. Lineage: Eukaryota; Viridiplantae; Streptophyta; Magnoliopsida; Myrtales; Lythraceae. The record is from RefSeq and is a predicted model, not a curated record.
AAUAGUUUAGGGGUCCCUACACACACACAUGUACACACGCCCUCUCGCUCUGUUUCUUUGAGCUCUACUCAACCGUCAGCCGUAAAACCUCCUCUCCCCAGUUGUCGGAGAGAUCCGACGCCGACGGCUUUCUCGUCCCGAAGUAGCCGCCGCUCAAGCUUUCAUUUAUCGGAGGAUUUUGUGACAGAUUUUGACAAGCGCACAUCUCCUCGAGUGAAGAGGAGCGUCAGUGUUGCUAUAAAGCAAUAAGAAUUAAGAACAUGAGGAGUUGAGCUGGAGAUAUUGAGGAACCGAGUGGCUGUCAUGGUAUUCGUUAGGAGUAUAGGGAGUGUGAGAUCUUUGAGGCGCUUCUCAUCUUCAGGACCGUUAAUCCAGACUGGUGAUGUUUUGAGGGAGAACCGUGUGUUCUCCGACGAAGAUGUAAGAGCUUAUUCAAAAGUGAGUCACGAUACAAAUCCUCUUCAUUUUGAUUCUGAACAUGCUCGGGCUUUGGGGUUUGAGGACCGCCUCGUUCAUGGGAUGCUCGUUGCUUCCCUCUUUCCUCGAAUAAUUUCUUCGAACUUUCCAGGAGCAGUGUAUGUUUCUCAAAGUUUGCAAUUCAAGUUGCCGGUCUAUGUCGGAGAGGAGAUUACUGGCGAGGUCCAAGCAACUAACAUAAGAAAAUUGAGGGACAAGUCCUUUGUGAAGCUCGCUACGAAGUGCUUCAAGAAGGGCGAGCUUCUCGUCAUUGACGGGGAGGCUCUAGCAAUCUUGCCAUCUCUUGCUAGGGAAUGACUUACGUAAUUCUAGCGGUAGGAGCUCAAGUUUCAAGAGAUUUGUCCAAACUGUUGAAGUGGAAUGUCGUGGCCAGAAGGGGACUCCAUGAAUAUGAUCUUUUGCAUUUGGAAACUCGUCUCACGAGAGUCCGAUGGGUUGCUAUUCUCGAAAUGUUCAAUGAACAAAUUGUAAAGUUUUUUCAUCAUACGAAUUCACAUUUGUGAAAAUGGUCAAAUACCUGAGCUUGGCAUUGAUUUUUGCUCUA